Molecule: messenger RNA, 2787 nt
Organism: Carassius carassius (crucian carp)
Lineage: Eukaryota; Metazoa; Chordata; Actinopteri; Cypriniformes; Cyprinidae
Exons: 13
Coding region: 40-2415 (791 amino acids)
Source: RefSeq, a predicted model, not a curated record
AGUCACAGCUACAGUCGUAAGGCUGGUGCUCAUCCUAGAAUGUUGGACAGCAGCGUUGAGAUAACCAACUACUGUCCUCCUGACACUGUUGAGACUUUCCUUGAAGAGCUAAACCACUCACAGGGUGAUGACUUGGAUGAUCAGGAAACGGCACCAGCACCACCACGAGCCUCCUCAGACUGGUCUACUCGAAAAAGUCUCCUCUCAGAGAGGUGGGAGAAAGAAAGAGCCUGUCUGGUGAAUACCAUGGCAGCACAACAAAAUGUGACAACUCAGAUCUGCCAACAAUGUGGCAGCAGUCCAGCUGCUGUCCGUUGUCGUGACUGCAGACCACAACCAUUUUUCUGUGCUGAUUGUGAUGUCAGUAUACACCGAAACCACGUAUUCCACAACAGGGAUGCAACAAUAGCUGGAUUCUUUCAGCCAUUGCCUCCAACAACCUGUGUCGUGGAGAGGGCUCUUUCCCAGUGUGUGUGUAUUGUGCCAUUGGAGAUGCCCAAAAAAAUAUGUAGUUGUUCUCCAGGAUCGUUGAGUGUCAACACAGGAAAAGUUGUUGCUGUGGUUACAAUGAAUGGACGAUAUGAUCUCAGUAUGCCUGAGAUGAAAUGCGAGGCAUGCAAAGCCACAUGGAGCCCUGGAGUGGAUGACUUAGUCCGUAAUGACUACUGGCCUGCUACCUUUCACUUUUCCACGGUGUACUCUAUAGAUGUGUUUUAUUCAUAUGAAGAGUUGAAGAUGGCAGCACCAGGACUGUCCUGCCAAGCAUUUUUAAGAAUGCUUGAUCAACGAACUGUCCGCUUUGGCCGUAUUGGGAAGAUCACAGCAGACAGCUUCAGAAAAAGUUUUUUGGAGUGGGAGGCUGUUAGAUUUGAGGUGGAUAAGAUCUGCAGGGAGGAGCAUUUUGUCUGUCCUGCAUGCACCCCAGACAUGCUUGCUGUUUCUGUGGAUGGAAAUCGCAAGCACUACCGCUUUAAGAAUGCAGCAAGAUCUGAAGAAAAAGCCUUAUUUGAUGGCAUCUUCAUUGCAAAAGAUGAUGAAGUAGAGAGAUUUGUGGAUUACAUUCAUUCUACCACCAACCAUGUCUCUGGAAGAGGUGUCUGUGGAGGGGAGUGGUCAGCUGCAAGGGAAACGUCUCAGAAAUCCUCAAGUAAAAUUGAUGAGGAGGGACUUGAGCUUGCAGUCUGUCGACAUGGAGUUUUUCUCGCCGCUCUCAACAUGUUCAGGGGAGAAAUAUAUGCUUAUCCCCUCUACCUGCAGAACAAGCUGGCAAAUACGCCAAUAAGCUUUUUUGCCAUGGAUGUAACCUGCAAGUACUGGCCUUACCUCAACAAAGUGACAAAAAGCUGCCCGGAGCUCCAGCACCUUCUGAGCAUGAAACCAUUCCUCUCAGUGUUUCAUGCCAAAGCCCAUGAUUUUAAAUGUGAGGUUAAAUGGAGUGGAGCUUACCAGCAAGGGGCAGGAUUGACACUUGGGGAGGAGGUUGAGCAGUGUAACGCCUUCCUCUCUAGGAUUGCUGUGACCACGAAGCACAUGUCCAAAGCAGGACGUACAGACAUGCUUACACUGAUGGCCAUGCGCUGGAAUCAGCAAAAGUUUAAUAACUUGGCUACUUCACUUGCCUGCCGAUAUCAGAAGGCCACAAAACGUCUGGAAAGCCAACUUCAGGACCUGGAAAGCAUGAGAAUCCAGCUGGCAGUGACACAGGUUGAAGUUGAGGGCUGGGUCACUGAUAUUAAGGAGUGGGCAGAAGCAACAACAUCCCAAAAGAAUGCCGAUCUUGACGCGGUGAUCAAUAGAAUGGAGGUGCUGGUGGCCAGCAUUAAAAGAAGGUCCCAGCGCCUUUACAAAGACACCGAUGGCAGCAAAGGUCGGGCCCGGAUCCGGUGCAAAAUCAGAGAGGAGAAGGCCAUUCUUAGCUCUGUUGUUGAAAAAUACAACAGUAUGGUUCCAGAUACAGAAAGAAUCGCCUUUGACAUCAUUCUCUCUGACGAGACAGUUUGGCCAUGGCAGCUUUCACAUGGUGACGCUGUAGAUUUGAAAACCAAGAGAAAGGCGUUUGAUGUUGUGAUGGCUAUAAGGAGACUUGAGGAGGAGAAGAAGAUUGUUCUUUCUGAGAUGGCAAAGCAUUGGAAAUCUCUCUCCACUCGUGCAGACACACUCAAGGAGAUGUCAUGCCAGCUUUCCAGUGAGGCAUUGAAAAGUGAGCUGUGGGAUCUAAAUGAAGAAGGGAUCAAGGGUUUCCUCAGCUUAACUUUGAGAAAGAAGCAAGAAGUCACCAGAAUGAUGAAGCAUACAAGAGACUGUUAUGCUAAAGUUUUGACUGGAACAAGAAUGGACUUCCAGAAUGAUUGGGAUGAAUACGACAGUGACUCUGAAUUGUCAGAUGAGUUUGAGGAGCUCUCAAGUGAGAAAUGAGCAUUAAGUCAUUUUUGAUGAGUUUCCUUUGUAUUUUUUUUUGUUUUUUUUUUCCACUCUAACAAUGCAGCCCUAUUUCUGAUACCGUGGGGGGUCAGAAAUGUUGCUGUGGGGGGCCACCACGGUCAAAUCAACAUGGAGGAAUCACUGUUUGUGGGUCAGAUAUGCUUGAAUAAUAGUAUUCAUCAUAUCUACAUGUGACAUUACAACAAUAAUAAUGAGUGUAAUUAAUUUAAGUAACUGUUUUUCCAAUAGUAAUCUUCUGUUUAUGGUAGAACAAAACUAUGUGCAGAAAAGUUUGCAGGAAGGUGUAAAUAUGUAAAUAUGUGCAUUGUAAUAAUAAUAAUAAAAAACAUAAUUCCACUAAUGUCA